AUGGCGUUCGAGGAUGAUUAUGCUGCUAGGGCAGAUGGAAAUACCAAAAUUUGUGUGAAGUACACGAACAAGGCUAGCUGUGUUGAGUACUGCAUUGGCAGAUUCAAAUACUGGAUGCGGAACGACGACCAGAAGAUAGUUGCACUGGAUGUGGAGUACACCUGGCCUCGUGGUCCGACACAGAUGGCGGCCGUGGUCCAGUUAUGCGUUGGCAUCUACGUCCUCGUGUACCACAUAAGCGUUGCUGAUGAGCACUGCGGCCUGCUUGCCGCCUUCCUGCUCGACGAGGAGUACACCUUUGUUGGGGUGGACAUCAACAAUGACGAGAAAAAACUCAAGCAUGUUGGUCUGGUGGUACAAAACUUUGUGGAUAUCCAGAAUAUGUGGAGAGUGCCUGAUCCAGUGACGAUUAAGCCAAAGUAUGGCUUGGCUGACUAUGCUGGUUCCAUCAUCCACCACAACUACAACAAGAUGAAGGACGCUCUCACAGAAGAUGACCACCAUAUAUGGGCAGAAGCGCCCUUGCCCUUGAAGAACAUCUAUUAUGCUUCCAUGGACGCGUAUGCCACCUACGACGUAUACAGGCAGUUGGUGAACUUCCAGAAGGGGUUCGAGAGUCAGCGCCAGCAUCUCGCCAAACCAUCUAGGCGGUCAAAGAAGUCCGGAAGGAAGAAUGAAUCAACCUAA
This is a messenger RNA of Aegilops tauschii subsp. strangulata, 687 nucleotides long. RefSeq lists its product as uncharacterized. NCBI's taxonomy places the organism in Eukaryota, Viridiplantae, Streptophyta, Magnoliopsida, Poales, Poaceae. Gene Ontology annotation, molecular function: 3'-5' exonuclease activity; nucleic acid binding. The record is from RefSeq and is a predicted model, not a curated record. Gene Ontology annotation, cellular component: nucleus; cytoplasm. Gene Ontology annotation, biological process: nucleobase-containing compound metabolic process.